Messenger RNA from Octopus sinensis (East Asian common octopus), 1876 nucleotides. Its product is annotated as septin-5. Lineage: Eukaryota; Metazoa; Mollusca; Cephalopoda; Octopoda; Octopodidae. The record is from RefSeq and is a predicted model, not a curated record. Gene Ontology annotation, biological process: regulation of exocytosis; cytoskeleton-dependent cytokinesis. The transcript has 13 exons. Gene Ontology annotation, cellular component: septin ring; microtubule cytoskeleton; cell division site. Gene Ontology annotation, molecular function: molecular adaptor activity; GTPase activity; GTP binding. The coding region runs from base 170 to 1492 and encodes 440 amino acids.
AAGCCAUGGGAGAUUUUCGUAAAUACUUGCGCAGUAGCAACAGCGCUUUACCUCACCAGCAACACUACCGCCACCCUCAGUGACAACAUUAUCAACAACAACAACCGCCACCGCCACCACCAGAACAACUACAUCACUAUUACUACUACUACUACCACCACCACCACUAAUGAUAAUAACAACAGCCCAUACUACAGGAUCAGUGUUAGCAGCAGCUAACUCAGGUAGGACGGGUUUACGUAUGGAGGCCAUGAUGGAGAGAGGCCACCACCAAAUCAGAAAGGAUUCGGCCAGUUCGGUCACUACGAGUAUUUCGGCCACACGACGGCGCCGGGCUCGCCGGACGUUCAGUUCACCACACGAUAAGGAUGAAGAAGAAUACAUUGGAUUUGCUACCCUACCUGAACAGGUCCACAGGAAAGCAGUUAAACGCGGAUUUGAUUUUACCCUCAUGGUCCUAGGAGAAUCAGGUUUGGGAAAAUCCACCUUGAUAAACAGUUUGUUCCUCACAGAACUUUACAAAGACAGACAGUUGAACAAUGUUGAAGACCGAAUACAUAAGACAACACAAAUUGAAAAGAAGCAGUUGGAAAUCGAAGAGAGGGGAGUUCGCCUGCGACUCACGAUCGUUGACACUCCGGGUUUUAAUGACUCUGUCAACGGAGAGGAGAGUAACAAACCAAUCAUUAAUUAUAUUGAUUCUCAGUUCGAUCAAUAUUUUAAAGAUGAGAGCGGUCUAAACCGUAAAAAUAUUCAAGACAAUCGGGUCCACUGCUGUCUCUAUUUUGUUUCUCCGUUUGGUCAUGGGUUAAAACCAGUUGACGUUGAUAUGAUGAAGAAAAUCCAUCAAAAGGUGAACAUAGUCCCACUGCUAGCCAAAUCUGAUAUGCUGACCCCUUCAGAAGUGAAGAAAAAAAAGGCCAAGAUCCUGCAAGAAAUUGAGCAACAUGACAUCCAGAUCUAUGAAUUUCCAGAAUGUGACAGCGAUGAAGAUGAAGAAUUCAAAAAACAAGACCAAGAACUGAAAUUAGCGGUACCUUUUGCCAUUGUUGGCGCCAAUACUGUGGUUGAGGUAAAUGGUAAGAGACUUCGUGGAAGAGUCUACCCAUGGGGAAUUGUUGAAGUUGACAACCCCAACCACUGCGACUUCAUUCGUCUCCGACAAAUGUUGAUUAGUACCCACAUGCAAGACCUGAAGGACGUUACUGCUGAUGUUCACUAUGAAAACUACAGAGCCACAUACUUAGCUGACCAAAUGAAGACCGGCAAGGAACGCAAAUUUACUAGAUCCCCGAACCAUCGGCCUUCCGUGAGGAGCAGCAAACUGAAGCGGGACUCUACACCCAACUUCGAAGCCGUCAUGGACACAGAGAAACUUCUACAGCAAAAGGAGGCUGAGAUACAACGGAUGCAAGCUAUGUUAACAAAGAUGCAGGCUCAACUAGAGACGAAAAACAACAGCAACAACAACCAUAUCGAAAGCAGCGCGUGAGAUGUGGUGGUGUUAAUGGCGGACCAAAGAGGAGAGCAGCAUACGCAUGCACACACACACACACACAUGCACAUACAUGCAGAUGCACUCACAUACAGAUAAAUGCAUAAACAUAUACGCACUUAAUAUGCUUUAUGCAUAACUGUGUGCACCGGCGUAUCGAACUUUAGUCAUCUGCGACACAAGAGCAGACAACUGAGGAAAGAAACAUCUCUCUCUAAGUAUAUAUGUUGCAUCAGUGUGUGUAUAUGUGUGUGUGUGUGUGUGUGCGUGUGCAUGCAUGUCUGUGUAUCUACGUGCGUGUCUGCAUGUUUGCCUGCAUGCAUGAGAGCAAGUCCGAACUGAAUAUCAAAACUUAACAAUAAAAACAUGGAAAGGGAUAUA